GUCAUGUGCCGUUUGUCCAGGUCGGAUGCUCCGAUUGAUUGAUUGAUUGCUUAUCGUGGUCUACUUAAACCUCCCUCUUUCCCUACUUCACCUGUCAUUUCUACUCGGAAAGCCUUUCAACAAAGCAAGACAUGUCAACUGUAGCAGCACCUCUUGUACCCACCACCACUCCAUUCGUCGGAGCCGGACUCCUACCUACCGUCUGUACGCCCUAUGAUGAGACUUUCGAUACCAUAGACCUUACGGUCGCAUCUCCUGAAGAAGCGUAUCAGAGACUUUCGCAAGCGGCGAGUACGACAGGCGUGGCACUCAUCUCCAGCCUACCCGUGCGUCCUCCCAUCUCCGCGAUACAGAAUCUCUUCGCGAGGCUGUAUGCAGAACGCUCAUUGGCCUCGCGACUCAAUGCCACUUACCCCAAACGUGGUGUUUUCAAGGACGCCUGCUUGGUACCUGAUGCUUCUCCUGAGAUUGACCAGAAGACGACUGUGGACCUCUCCAUCGGUCGCCUACAGUCCCUGCGCGAGAUGGAUCCGGACCUUGUAGAAGAGCUGGGCGAAGACUUUGAAGACAUCAUGAAGUUCUACACAUACAUCGAAACCGAGGUCCUCCCUGUUAUUACACGAGCUACGUCGAACAUCAGUGACCUGGAGUUAGAGCUCACCCACAACGGAACCAACAACCACCUCCGCCUGAUUGACUAUUUUCCGUGCUCAAACCCAUCUGCACCCAGGUGUGGCGAACACCGGGAUUACAACACAUACACCAUUGUUUUCCAGGACGGCGCUGUGGGUGGUUUGGAGUUUGAGGUUGACGGUGUCUGGAAAUCUGUCCCAGCAAGUGUCGAUGCUGUCAUCUCAUGGGGUUGGUGUGCUGCUAUCUUGACCAACGAUGAGGUGAAGGCUGCCAAGCAUCGCGUUCUAAGAACCUGGCCCGUAGCCCAGCGAAGGACUACCGCGGUUGUCUUCGUUGCACCUGAUCUUGAUACCGUCCUUCAGCCGACGAGUGGUCAAGGAACGAAAGAUGGAAAAUGGCGUCGAGAGGUCCAAGAAGGAUGUGUGACUGUUGGGGCUUUCAAGGAGAUCAUAGGCAAGAAAUGGAGGAGACGUGAGGGAAACGAACCCGGCGAAGUCAUUCAAGGGGCACAAGAUCGAGAGAUCGAGGCGUAUCUGAAGUCUACGUAAUGCGAGGUGACGGGAACGUACCUUCUUCGCCAUGAGGGGGUUGCGUUAGGGCUUCUGUAACUUAAGUUAGAAAUUCGAGACUCAUGUUUGUGAAAAAAA
Messenger RNA from Pyrenophora tritici-repentis Pt-1C-BFP, 1280 nucleotides. Its product is annotated as oxidoreductase, 2OG-Fe(II) oxygenase family. Lineage: Eukaryota; Fungi; Ascomycota; Dothideomycetes; Pleosporales; Pleosporaceae. Gene Ontology annotation, molecular function: 2-oxoglutarate-dependent dioxygenase activity. The record is from RefSeq and is a predicted model, not a curated record.